Chilo suppressalis (striped riceborer) is the source of this 1617-nucleotide messenger RNA. Lineage: Eukaryota; Metazoa; Arthropoda; Insecta; Lepidoptera; Crambidae. The record is from the annotation of a GenBank genome assembly.
AAAAGUAAUCGCGCCAUAAUGUUAAAAGUAGACAAGAAACUUUUCUCAGUAACAGUCUUAAAUUUUGCUACGUAGACAGGACAAAAUUUAUUACUUCACAUGGCAACUCUGGACGCAGCGCUCAGUCGAUAAUGCGCGCGGGGACAGCGCGCUGUCCGGUGUCAGCUGUGAAAAUUGUUUUUAAUCGUAACUAGGAGUUAAGUGUUUCGAUCAUAAUGCCUAACAUUAUAAACGAGGUUAAACUGGACUUUAAAGACGUGCUCCUUAGGCCUAAACGAAGUACUCUUAGGAGCCGGAACGAUGUGGACCUAUACAGGGAGAUCACAUUCCGCAACUCCGGGCAGACAUAUCGCGGCGUUCCGGUAAUGGCGAGCAAUAUGGACACCGUAGGCACCUUCGAGAUGGCACAGGAACUGUCUAAACAUGGACUUUUCACAUGCAUACACAAGUACUACACGACUGAGGAAUGGAAGAAAUUCGCUACGGACCAUGUAGAGUGCCUUGAACAUAUGGCGGCUAGCUCUGGCACCGCGGAGGCUGACUUCGAGCGGCUAGCUGACAUCCUCAACAAUGUGAAGGAACUGAAAUUUGUGUGCCUCGAUGUGGCCAAUGGCUACUCUCAGCACUUCGUGGAGUACGUGAGACGGGUCAGGGCUGCCUUUCCGACGCAUACAAUUAUUGCUGGUAACGUAGUGACGGGAGAAAUGGUAGAAGAGUUAAUUCUAUCCGGUGCUGAUAUAAUUAAGGUUGGAAUUGGUCCCGGCUCGGUGUGUACUACCCGCAUCAAGACGGGCGUGGGGUACCCGCAGCUAUCGGCCGUCAUCGAGUGCGCGGACGCAGCGCACGGACUUAAAGGACAUAUUAUUUCGGACGGUGGCUGUACGUGUCCAGGCGACGUAGCGAAGGCUUUCGGCGCCGGCGCAGAUUUCGUGAUGGCGGGUGGCAUGUUCGCCGGUCACGACCAAUGCGGAGGAGACGUGGUCACCAAGCCUGAUGGGAAGAAAGUCAAGCUGUUCUACGGAAUGUCUUCCUCGACGGCCAUGCUCAAACACUCGGGUGGCGUGGCGGAUUAUAGGUCGGCUGAAGGUAAAACGGUGGAGGUUGAAUACCGCGGCGACGUGGGCGCCACCACGAAGGAUAUCCUAGGGGGCCUGCGCUCCGCCUGCACAUAUGUGGGAGCCGCGCGACUGAGGGAGCUCCCGCGCCGGGCCACCUUCAUACGGUGCUGUCGGCAAGCCAACGAUACCUUCUCAUAAAUUGUACUGAAAAUACCGGCCAGUGUGACGUCACUACACCGGUCAGUAUGACGUCACUACACCGGCCAGUGUGGCGUCACUAUACCACAGUGUGGCGUCACUAUAUCAACCAGUGUGACGUCACGCCGCCUACAUACAGUGCUGCAAGCAGACCAAAGACACCUUCUCUUAAAGUAAUCUACUUUAAUAAGCAAUCUGGUAGAGUGAGAUGCAUUGUUCAACAACUACACCUUCGCAUAAAUUAAUUCGCCUUCAACGGCCAACGGCAGUCCUUCUGCUUCUGUUCACAGCAUGAGAAAGUAAGAUUCAUUGUUCAACGAUGCCUUUUCAUAAACUAUACCAGCCAGUGUGACAUCGUUUC